AUGUGGAGACGUACUUAUUUGCUCCUGUUGGUGAUCCGUGUUUACUUUGCGUUUUCGCCAAGCUAUCUACACCCCGAUGAGAAUUUCCAGGGCCCAGAGAUCUUUGCCGGCGAAGUGUUCGCAUACCCAUCGAAGCGACCAUGGGAGUUUACCGCCGAUCAUCCCAUCAGGAGCGUCUUCCCCCUAUGGCCGAUUUACGAGGUUCCCAUGAGCCUAAUGCAAUGGUUUUACUCGGAAACAAAUCGAGGGAGCCCUCCGCCAGCACUAGUCUACUAUGUCUUACGUGGUGUGAUGUUCCUGCUGAGUUUUGUGCUUGAAGACUGGGCUGUCUAUGAGUUGGUGCCCUCCCCGCAACACCGCCGUGCCACAGUUGUCCUUGUGGCCUCGUCGUAUGUCACCUGGACAUAUCAGACGCACACCUUUUCCAACUCCCUGGAAACCCUGUUGGUCGCUUGGGGCCUCGUAUUGAUUCGCCGUCUUCUGGAGAACAAGCAACGCUCGUCAUGGUUUUCGUAUGCGGUCUUCUCUUUUAUCACAGUGGCGGGCGUGUUUAAUCGCAUCACUUUCCCUGCCUUUCUGCUGGUGCCUGGUGUGCAAUUAUUGCCCUACUUUAAGCGCAAACCAAGCUCACUUGUCGCUAUCAUUGGAUUCGGAGCCAUUUUUGCAUCAUUCGCGAUUAUCAACGACACUCUCUUCUACCGGUCGUCCGCGUCCUUCCUCUCGAGUAUCCGUCAUCCGGUCAUCACUCCAUUGAACAACCUUCUUUACAACUCCGAUACCUCCAAUCUGGCUACCCACGGUCUCCAUCCGCGGUACCAACACUUUGCGGCCAAUCUCACGCAACUCCUUGGGCCGGCGUACAUCGUCAUGAUUUUCUCCGUCUUCCGCAAGCCAUCCAUCCCAACUUGGCUGCGCAAUGCGCGGGCCACGUCUGCCCUCUCCGCCACCCUUCUGCUCUCCAUUUUCCCCCACCAGGAGCCGCGUUUCCUGAUCCCAUGUGUCCCUCUCAUCCUCAGCUGUAUCCGCAUCCGGCGCUCGCGCAUAUUUCUUGCAGUGUGGGUCGUCUUCAACGUGGCCAUGGGCUUUCUCAUGGGUGUCUACCACCAAGGCGGCGUCGUCCCCGCCCAGCUGGCCAUGCGCAACAUUAUCUCCACGAACACCGCCGCGCAGGGCAUCAAGACCAACCCAGUGACCUCGGUAUUCUGGUGGAAGACGUACUCGCCGCCUCACUGGCUUCUCGGCGCCGAUAACAGCUCCAUACCCGCGAUCCGCACCAUCGACCUGAUGGGCAUUCCAGGCGUGGAUCUCAUUCAGCGACUCGACGAGUCGGUCCCCUCUUGCGGCACCGUAUCCCCCGUGUAUCUUGUCGCGCCCACGUCCGCGACCUUUUUGGAUCCGUACAUUGCGACGGGGACUCCGCGUACGCCCGACCUCCAACUCUACCGCCUGUGGAGCUACCGCAAACAUAUCAACUUGGAUGAUCUGGACUUUGGUGACGACGGAGUGGUCCCGACAUUGAAACGGGUCGUCGGGCGACGGGGGUUGGGGGUUUGGUCCGUCCGUCGCACUUGCAAAUAA
Penicillium diatomitis is the source of this 1578-nucleotide messenger RNA. RefSeq names its product glycosylphosphatidylinositol-alpha 1,2 mannosyltransferase smp3 (gene smp3). Gene Ontology annotation, molecular function: alpha-1,2-mannosyltransferase activity. The transcript is spliced from 4 exons. Gene Ontology annotation, biological process: GPI anchor biosynthetic process. Lineage: Eukaryota; Fungi; Ascomycota; Eurotiomycetes; Eurotiales; Aspergillaceae. The record is from RefSeq and is a predicted model, not a curated record. Bases 1 to 1578 code for a protein of 525 amino acids. Gene Ontology annotation, cellular component: endoplasmic reticulum membrane.